This is a messenger RNA of Hippopotamus amphibius kiboko, 6459 nucleotides long. It is a transcript of the gene MCM10, whose product is annotated as minichromosome maintenance 10 replication initiation factor. Gene Ontology annotation, biological process: DNA replication; DNA replication initiation. Gene Ontology annotation, molecular function: single-stranded DNA binding; DNA replication origin binding. Gene Ontology annotation, cellular component: replication fork protection complex; nucleus. Lineage: Eukaryota; Metazoa; Chordata; Mammalia; Artiodactyla; Hippopotamidae. Bases 276 to 2900 code for a protein of 874 amino acids. The transcript has 21 exons. The record is from RefSeq and is a predicted model, not a curated record.
GGUCUGCGAAUGCUGAGGGGCAGAUCGAGGGGCCGUUGCUCGCGUCUGUGGGAGAGUUUAGCGAGCUCCGCGGGAGGGAGGCGCGGAGCCCGGGGGCGCUCAGUUGCCGAGUGCGUGCCAGAUGCAGGGCUCCGAACACCCAUCACUUCUGCCUGCGUGAAGUUUGGAGUUUAAAGUGGGUAACAGAUAGCAAACAGCCAGGGUUCUACAUUCCUGUCGUCUCCUGGGCACCUGAUCCUCCCUCACAGCUCUCUGUCAUCUCUGUUCUGACAGCAAUGGAUGGGGAGGAAGAUGAUUUGUCUCUGUUGGCUGCACUGCUGGAGGAGAAUGAGACGGCCUUGAGUUGUAAUUCAGAAGAGAGUCAGUCGUUGACCCAGGAAGAUGGUGAACCGGACUCAUUUGAUGAGCUCUUUGACGCUGACAGUGAUGGUGAAUCUUACACAGAGGAGGCUGAUGUGGUAGAAGUGGAAAAGGCUGAAGACCAAAAGGAGAAUUUGGAUGCUCUCUUUGGAGACAUGGAAGACUUAACAGAUGAGGAGGAAGUUCCUACAUCGCAGUCAACUAACAACAGGGUCCUCCCUGCUCCUGUUCCCAGUCAAGGGAAAACUAAUCAGGAAUUGCAAGAUGAGUUAAGGAAGUUGCAAGAACAAAUGAAGUCCUUACAAGAACAGCUGAAACGAGCAACAAUUAAACAGCCUGCAAGUCCAGCCCGUCUGCCUAAAACCCCAGUAGAUAAGUCUCCACGUCCCCCUCUUAAGGAGAAGAAAAUUCAGAGAAUUCAGGAGUCGUCGUGCUUUUCUGCAGAGCUUGACGUCCCUACUCUGCCGAAACCCAAGCGGGUGGCUCGGACACCAAAGGUUUCACCUGCAGAGCCCCAAAGCUCAUCUUUGAGGAUGACAAGUGCACCCUUCCAACCACUCCGAAUGACUCCUGGGAACAAGCCUAGUGGGAUGACGAGGGAUCAGAGUGCAGGGACCCCCAGGAGCUCUGGGGAAAUGGCUCAGACAGUCUCCGUGGAAGCCUUCUCCGGCCUGAGGCUCAGGAAGCCUCGAGUAUCCUCCACAGAAAUGAAUAAGAAAAUGACCGGCCGAAGACUAAUCAGACUGUCUCAGCUCAAGGAAAAGAUGGCAAGUGAGAAGCUGGAAGAAAUAGACUGGGUGACGUUUGGGGUCAUAUUGAAGAAAAUCACUCCACAGAGUUCUAACAGUGGGAAAACAUUUAGCAUCUGGCGACUGAAUGAUCUUCGUGACCUGACACGGUACGUGUCACUGUUCCUGUUUGGAGAGGUUCACAAAGAACUCUGGAAGACUGAGCAGGGUACCGUCAUAGGGCUGCUCAACGCAAACCCUAUGAAGCCCAAGGAUGGUUCAGAGGAGGUGUGCUUAUCUAUUGAUCAUCCUCAAAAGAUCUUAAUUAUGGGGGAAGCUCUUGACCUGGGAACCUGUAAAGCAAAGAAGAAGAAUGGAGAACCGUGUACACAGACUGUGAAUUUGAACGACUGUGAAUACUGUCAGUAUCACAUCCAGGCCCAGUACAAGAGGCUCAGCGCCAGGCGAGCCGACCUGCAGUCCACCUUCUCCGGAGGCCGAAUUCCAAAAAAAUUUGCCCGCAAAGGCAUCAGCCUAAAAGAACGGCUGUGCCAGGAUGGUUUUUACUAUGGAGGAGUUUCUUCGGCCUCAUAUGCAGCCUCAGUUGCAGCUGCUGUUGCACCUAAAAAGAAGAUUCAAACCACUCUGACUAAUCUGGUGGUUAAGGGCACGGACUUGAUUCUUCAUGAAACUCAACAAAAACUCGGAAUACCCCAGAAGAGCUUGUCUUCCUCUGAGGAAUUCAGGGAAUUGAUGGACUUGCCUACAUCUGGAGCCAGAAACUUGAAACAUCAUUUAGCCAAAGUCAAAGCAUCAGGGAUCAUGGGGAGCCCGAAACCUGCUUUCCAGUCUAUCUCGGCAUCAGCCCUCUUAAAGCAACAGAAGCAGCGUGUGCUAGAGUUGCGGAAAAAGAAAUCAGAAGAAAUACAGAAACGAUUUCUCCAAAGCUCGAGUGGAGUCGAGAGCCCAGCUGUGCCAUCCUCUUCUCAGCAGCCCCCUUUUCAGUCUCCACCAAUGGGGGCUGAGUUCCCUAAGAUGAAAGGAGCCCCAGCCAUACAGACACCCAAACUUGGAAGAGGCAUCUCAGAAGGAGAUGAUGUCCUCUUUUUUGAUGAGUCACCACCACCAAGACCAAAACUGAGCGCGUUAGCAGAAGCCAAAAAGUUAGCUGCUAUAACCAAAUUAAGAGCAAAAGGCCAGAUUCUUACAAAAACAGACCCAAACAGCAUUAAGAAGCUAAAGGAACCCCAGGAUGUCCUGGAAGUGAAGGAACGUGUAGAAAAGAACAGCACAUUUUCUCCUGAAGCUGAUGAUGAAUUAGAGCCUGCCAGAAAAAAAAGGAGAAAACAGCUCGCCUACCUGGAAUCUGAGGAAUUUCAGACAAUACUAAAAGCAAAAUCGAGGCACACGGGGAUCCUAAAAGAGGCUGAGGCUGAGCUGCAGGAACUCUAUUUUGAGCCCCUGGUGAAAAAAGAACAAAUAGAAGAAAAGAUGAGAAACACCCGGGAAGUGAAAUGCCGAGUCGUGACGUGCAAGACGUGCGCCUACACCCACUUCAAGCCUCUGGAGACCUGCGUCAGCGAGCAGCACGACUACCACUGGCACGACGGUGUUAAGAGGUUUUUCAAGUGUCCCUGUGGAAACAGAAGUAUCUCCCUCAACAGGCUCCCCCAAAAGCACUGCAGUAAUUGUGGCCUCUUCAAGUGGGAACGAGACGGAAUGUUAAAGGAAAAGACAGGUCCAAAGAUAGGAGGAGAAACCCUGUUACCAAGAGGAGAAGAACAUGCCAAAUUUCUGAAUAGCCUUAUAUAGCCCCGACUUCAAACAGGUACCCACAGCCUACGUUGCUUUUUGUGGUUCUGGAAAAGCAGAGCAUUGGCUCUGAGUUGCCAGUGUUCCUGGUUGACACAGUCAGGAUGAAUCCUUGUUAAACCUGCAACGUUGUCUUCUUCCUUGGUUGUGUUGGUUUAACAUCAAAUUUAAUAUUGACCUUUAAGUGGAAAAUAAAGAUCGCAUUGUCUUCCCUAAUCUCACUACUGAUGGCAGAAUUCACACAAUUUUUAUGCCCCCAAACUGGGAGGUAGAUCAAGAGUUGUGUUUCUCUCGCUUGGGUUAUAGAGUAUGCAGUGUCACUUCUUAAUUACACUGAGGUUCUGAUAUUUAUGUGGACACCCAGAGGCAAAAGAAUGAAUUUACCUCAGGUAACCUGCCUGACUUCUGGGCUUCAGUUUCCUCAUCUGUAAAAUGUGGAAGAUUGGACUAAAUGAUCUUGAAAUGUGUCUUUGAGCACGCAAAGUCUAAAAAUAAUGUAAUGUUUUGCGAUCUAGAAAAUUAUGACCACCGCCCUUGAUAUAGUCUUGCUGUAUUGAUAUUAAAAGCCGGGUUCCUUCUGAUUCUACUGUUACCUCUAUUUUGUUGUUGGAAAUCAAGUUACUGACCCACUUGGCCUUUUAAUUCAUAUUUAUAUGGUCUCUGUGCCCUUACAAUAUCAUGGAGCUCUGUAGUGGAAAUGCCUAAAAUCUCAUCAUUUUAAAAUGUGGCUUUAUUUAAAUAUGGUUUAAAGAAACUUUGAAACCUCUAACCAAAACAAAUGUAAAAUUUGAGAAGCCAUGAAGCCCGAUUGGAAAACAGAAACCUCCCACAACAAUCCUGUGGAGUUUGGGAUGUGCAGAUAUGCUUUAUACCCACUAAGAAUUAUAGGUCAGGGAUCACCAUGUGAUGGAGGGGGAGGGGCAGCCUGGGACUUGUGAUUACGCCCGAGUCUCGGCUCUUCCGCUCCCUGAUUCUGUGACCGCGGCCAAGGCUCGGGGCUAAGUGCUGCAAAAUGAAAGCGAUGAUGUCUUGGUGGCGCGGACUCACGUGAGAUGGCUCAUGCGUGCAAGGGCGCAGGAGGUGCCCCUUUCAUUGUUUAUGAGAGAAAUGGCGCUUCCCAGGUAAGAGCACAGAGACGCAAAAAAGCAGGCCUUGAAAAGAGCAUUUUGGUUGCGGGUCAGGGAGGUGCUGUUGCAGGUGAAGCUGGGGAAGCAGGUGGUGGCAGGCCUUGAACUUUGCAGGGCCUCCUUGGCUGUGGUGAGGACGUGGGUCUUGAUCCUGUGUGUAUUGGGACCCACCAGAGGGCUUUAAGCAGGGGGUUCUGUAAGAUCACUCAGCUGCCACGGGGAGAAUGAGGCGGGGGCGGGGGUGCUAAAGGCAGAAAGAUGCUGACAUAUUGCAGCACUCGAGGGAAGGGAGUGGCAGCCUGGACGGAAGGGUGAUGAUGGAGGUGGACAGUGGUGGAUGGUCUUAAAGGAACAGAUUGUGCUGGAGAGGGAGUCCAGGGUAACGUUCUGGGUUAGGUAACUAACUGCGUGGAUGUUGAGAGGAAACUCUGAAGGGGUGGGAGACAGAUAGCCCAGACGUUCAGAUGCACUAGGCUCCCCACCCAGGGAAGAUCACAGCGGCGUCAGGAAGCAACUCUGGGGCAGCUUGGCCCCCAGGGCAAGACCUCUACAGUCUAAGGUUCUCCCGGAGGUUGCUAAGGGCACAUGCGAAUGUGGACUAUAGCCACCAUUUUGUACAAACAUUAGGUGCAAAAAAGAAAAAAGAAAAAAGAUCACAUUGUAUAUACACAAUCUUUUUCAUUUGUAUUAUAUAGUGAGCAUUUCCACAUUUCAUUAAAAAGUCUUUGAGCAAAAUUUAAAAAACAAAAAAAAUCAGGUGCUCAGUGAGCUUCUAAAGAAAUAGCAAUUUUAUGAGGACCAAGAGCCAGAAGAAUGAGGCCAGCAUUCCAAAUACGGCCAGCAUUCCAAAUACGGCAGGAUGGGGUUUCACUGGAUCAGCUCUGUCUUAUCUGUCCUAAAGCCAACUCAGAGGUGCCCAUAAGGUCUCGGGUCCUUGCCUUGAACCAGCCAGGCUUUAGAGUCACUGCAGGAAUCAGAGUAUGUGACUCUGGCAGGGUCACCAGCAGAAGAAUAGAUGCGGAGGUGAAUGUUGCUCAUGGAAGAUCCUUUCCAGGCCAUUCCUCAAACACAGCUCAGUGUUUAUGGGUGAAAUGAUAAAAAUGUCAAGGAUUGCCUUUCAAAGAAUAAAAUGAUGGAAGGUGGCAGUGGUGGUUUCGGUGAACCAAAGGUGGCCGAGUUACUAAUUGUUAAAGCCAGGUCAUGGGUACACCGAGACUGGUGCUCAUCUCUGUAUUGUCACGUGUGUUGUAAAAUGUCAUUAUGAAAAGUGAAAAAACAAGAUAAGCAGCUCGAGCUUGCCUUCUCCGUGAUGCCUGCCCAGUAUCCCUGGGAGCAGCUGACAUGACUUCCUUGAGGUUGUUGCUGUAUUUUGAACAUUGCUCUGGCAGGGAACUUACAGUAAUGGGUUUGUUUGUCCUCGUCACCUGCUAGCUUGUAUAUUUUAGUGUGGUUCAAUUUCCAGGUGCCAAACACAGUGCUGCCCUGCUGGUGCUCGGUGAGCGUUGGGUGGUUGGAGGGAUUUUAAAAAUUGUGAAUACAAGGAACUUAAUAAAUGUUUUCUGAAUUGUUAACAAACAAACAAACAAAAGAAUUAUAGCUCAAACCUCAUGCAGGUUACCACCAGAAAAUUCCAUUUAGGAGAGUCCUCUGCCUGGGCAACCUGAUUUUCGAAUACUGUAUGACCCAAGUGAAUGCCACAUAAAGAUUGGGUCAAUUGAUAGGAUUAUUAUAUUGGGAUUUAAAUUCUAGCUAGAAAUAAUUUAGGUUACCCCCAAGAUGGUAUUAUAGUAGGAACAUGACACUUACAGGAGGUGGUUGUGGGAGAUAGUUGAUUUAGGUUUUCAAGAGACAGAAAUAAAUUUCACAUGCCUUGGAUUUCAUCAAAGUUUGGUCUUUGUGGGUAGAAGCUGCUGUGUCUGACGCUUGUGUUCUUCUUAAGCUCACAUCCUUACAGCUAUAUAUUUAGGAGUAUUUUACUUUCCAGGAAGUGUGUAUGCGUGUUUGUUUUUCUUUAAUUUUUAACUAACAGAGAAAAUGUUGAAGUCUCAAAAAGAACCAAAAGCACUUGAAAUUCUGGUUUUUUUGAUGGCUCAUUUCGAGUAGGUGUGUUUCUCCCAUAAACUUAAAACAGAGCUGUGGACCUGAAGUAGCUCACAGCUGAGCAGCUGCCUGGACACUGAACUCCAGGUUACUCUUUGAGGAGCCUCUUCCUAUAUAAGAAACUUGUUCCUGUUUGAACCGAGGAUGUUGUCAGAGUCCAGAUUCACUUGUAUAUUGUGUAUAAGUUGUGCAGUAACAUUUUUAUAAAGGUUAAUUGGUAAGCUGAAUCUAGAUGCCCUCUGUUUUUAAACUUAAUUUUUAAAUUUUGAAUGAUUAAAAAUAAAAUCAAGUUACUUCUCAGUUACUCUAGGUGUUGGGGGGCUUCCACUGGG